Necator americanus (New World hookworm) is the source of this 384-nucleotide messenger RNA. RefSeq lists its product as uncharacterized. The transcript has a single exon. Gene Ontology annotation, molecular function: nucleic acid binding. Bases 1 to 384 code for a protein of 127 amino acids. The record is from RefSeq and is a predicted model, not a curated record. Lineage: Eukaryota; Metazoa; Nematoda; Chromadorea; Rhabditida; Ancylostomatidae.
AUGAAGGUGUGCGGUAUUUUGCUGCCAGUAUCCCUGGACAUCUGCACUCAACUGCUAUCCAGAUGCCGCAGAUUCGACUGGCAGAACACCAUUGUCACUGGAGAUGAAAAAUGGGUCCCCUACGUCAACCACACCCACAAACGUGCCUGGUGCGCUGGCGAUGAAAUGCCGGAUCCUUUCGCGAAAGAUGAAAUCCAUGAGAAGAAGGUCAUGCUGAGCGUCUGGUGGGAGUUCAUGGAAUCUAUCGUUUCGAACUGCUGCCGGACAACACGACAGUUACUGUCGAGGUCUACUGCUCAACUGCAAAGACUGGCCCACAAGAUCCGCAAGGAGCACCACAUUCCCUCAGGCCAACUGUGUCGGAUUUCUUUAUCCGUUUCUUAG